Molecule: messenger RNA, 6971 nt
Organism: Daphnia magna
Lineage: Eukaryota; Metazoa; Arthropoda; Branchiopoda; Diplostraca; Daphniidae
Gene: bdg
Product: sodium-dependent transporter bedraggled
Biological process (GO): sodium ion transmembrane transport
Cellular component (GO): membrane
Source: RefSeq, a predicted model, not a curated record
AGAUAGUGUCCUUCCUUUAUAAUCUGUAUUUACCUUCCUGUGUGAGCUUAGUUCAUGUUUAAUGUCUUAAGGGCUUUUGAUAAGAUGCUUAAUAGGGUGUGUGGACAAAGAGUCGGCUGACGUCUUAACCAAUCCUUGAUCCACUCAGGGGAUUAAAUGUAUAGACGACCUUUGUUUGAUUAGGUUAGUGGGCAUUUUUUGUUUGUGGCAGGGGAGGUUAGAUCGUUAACGAAGGAUAAAACCAGAAACGCAUUUGAAAUUUCAAAAAAAUUUUAUUAUUAUUUUUUUUUAAAUUAUGAAUCUAAAUUAUUCAAUUACUUUGGAUUUUAUUUGCUAGCGGGGAAUUUGGCGACACUCCAAACCACAUGUUCUUGACGUGUUUACAUUUGUUGGGGUCUUACGAAUUCAGAGCAGGUUUCUUACUUUGCACGUCCUUCCCUUCAGUUUUGUUUUAAUAUUUGGAGGUAUUUCAUUUCUUUUCUUUUCCUUUUAAUUCGUGACCAAUCAGAAUCAUUCGUUUCGGAAAUAUCAGUCCAUUUCCUGCAAAGUUUGGCCUUGUUAUACUUACCUUUUUUUUUGAAUUCCCCGUAACAGUGGCGUAGGAGACAGAAUUCCAAAUCAUGAGAACGGGGAAAAAAAUGAAGCGGCCACCUGACAUCAGAUCCCGUGAGAUGAUCAAGACAGGUGUGUCAACUAGUAAAUGGCUAAACGACCCUGCAAUUUCCCCGCGGAGCAUGUGAUCCAUGGCGGAAUCAAACAAGAACAACCCCACCACUUUAAAAAAAAAGAAGGGAGUGCAUUAAGCCGCUAGAUGUAUACGUUUGCUUGGACCGUUGGGGGCCUGUUUUACCUGUACACGACGCGUGUCGAUGCAUUUUCUCUUCUUCUCCCCUUUUUCUUUUUCUUUUUUUUUGAAAUGGAAAAGAAAAAAGAGAGGAGGAAUGAUGGAGUGAGACACAAGUGAAUAAGGGGAAAAGACGGUUGUUGAUUGGUCGCUAUGCUCACUCUACCUCGGCAGGUGAGAGAUGGGGUGAUUUUUGGGGGGGGUGGGGAGGAGGAGAGUAGGAAAAAACGAUUUUCUUGGCUGGUGCAUACCUACACCAGUGUGUACUAAAGGACGUUUGCCUUUUUGUAUGCGUGUCUCUACGCACACACACAGACACACGCACUACACCUGAGGGUACAUUGGUGUGUGUUGCAGCCACUAGCUCAUAGCGCUUACUUUAAGCUAGAAACCGAGUUCAGUUCAGUAGUGCUCGAGCAAGCUUCGGAGCUGGUAUCCAAGUGAAGGGAGCCUGCCCCCGACGUGCCUUUUUUUCCCCCAUAAAUUCUUCCUCCCCCCCUCUCUUGAAAAAAAGAGUCAGACACACACACACACCGAAAGGCUUUUUACGGAAUUUUCUUUGUGUUGUUGUCCUUUUCACAGAGUGUGUGUAAUUUUUUGUUGUUGUCUACGUGUCUAGUGCGACGAUCCAUCCGCCCCGUGUUUUUCGAAUCCAUUUAUGUAUUUGGGGCUACCAAAAACACAACACACAAUCAGUUUGGAAAUGUUCCAGCAACGCAAGAAGUAGCCCAUCUUUUUUCCUCUGCAUUUUCUUCUAGAAAAAAAGGAAAACCCAUCCGUUUGCAUUUUCCCGUUGCAUUUUUGUUUUUGUUGGGGAGCGGGGGCCGCUGGAUCAUCAGACAAAUCCCGAUGGAUGGAGCAGUUCAACGUCCUUUUGUCAUCCUCUCGCACUCGACAGAAUUGAUGACUGUGAAUUCGGAUAGCGAAACGAAGAAGGAAAAUGUGCCGCUAUUUUAACCCGAUGAUUUGUUGAAAGAAAAACGUUCUACUCCCCCGACGGAUUGUGUGUCCACUUUGUAAACCGUUAGAUCCAAUUCCCCCAAAAAAGAAAAUUUUCGUUUGUUUCUCUUUUUGCUUCUGAAUCAAGAGAUUAAAGCGAAGCUAAAAGAAGAAAGAAAGAAAAAAAGUGUUGCGAGAGAGAGAGAGAAAAUCGUGUCCGGGUCCGUGCGCGGAAUUUUUCUUGCCAUAUAAAGAGAAAACAAGGGAAUUCAGGACAUGUUUUCUACAAUGCUGAGCGGUGGCAGUGGUAACCGACGGGCCACCAGUUUGGGCAAGGGUCACCUCAGCCAAGCGGCAGCCGCCCGACUUGCCCGCACUUCUUCCUGGAACGACGGCCUGGACGGCGCAGGGAACCCAAAUCCUUCAGCAACUGCUGCCGGCUAUCCUUCCAUUUUGAGGGUGGCCGACGAGUCGCCUCAGCAACAGGCCACUACACUGCAGCAGCUCCAGCAGCAACAACAGGCUCGGCUACGACGCACUUCCAUGCGCAGGAUGGUCCGAUUUCGCAUGUCGGCCGGUUCCGCGGACGUUGACCCGCCCGACGUCGCUCCAUCAGGUGAUGCCGCUGUUGACGAUAACGGCGCCAAUACGAGCGGGACGCGCACUUGUAAUGAGCACCAACCGGCGGCAAACGAUGGAGCAGAUGCGCCUCGAAAUGAAGACGGCACUAAAAGUCGCAACGACAGCGAGAGUCACGGCAACGCUGGAAGCAGCAGCAGCAGCAGCAGCAGCAGUAAUAGUUCGGGAGACGAGCGUUCGCCCGGUUCCAGUCGGGCGGCUAUCCCGUUACUAUGGCAACCCGCCAGUAAGCAACCCCAGGUGGAGGAAACAACAACCCGCAGCCCGUUGCCACCUCCGCUACUGCCUCCGCCUCCUUCAUCGUCUUCUUGCCAGCGUUCGGCCGCCAUUGCGGCCUCGUUCGUCAGUCCCCUCACGGCCGCUCCCGCUAACGAAUCGCUGACAAGUGGACGCCGAUCGGCCUGUGAUGGUCCAACAAGUACGUCGACGUUUCACAUCGAACCAGACCACGAACGAGAGGAGACGGACCGAUGGCCGGGUAACAACGCAGUUUCACCGUCCUCGCCGCCAGGUGCGACACAGUCGUCCGGAUCGUCAGUCCAUACUGGGCCGUUGGCCGGAAGAGCAGUGCUAGUGCGUCAAGUGUCUCGUUUCUCCGUCAUGCAGACAUCGCCGUCGCCUGCCGAUGGCUCAUCGGCGGGCGUUGGCGGAACACCGGCCAACGACUCGACGGCAACGCAAUCUGGCGGCGAACGAGAUCCGUGCGGCGGCCCCACUGGCCAGUUGUCGUCGUCUAGCAAUCAAUCGAGACGUCAACGUGGACGCAGCGGACGCAAUCGCGAAGGCGGAGGUCACUCACGCGCACGUCGCCAACGGUCCAACAUGAGCGCCGCUUCCGCAACUUCACGCGCUUCCACCGUCUCCUCGCCCGAUGUACCCAUUGUACGCUCACAGAGAAGGAGGAAUCGUAAUGCGGAUGGAAAUGUGGAUCCGGAGGAGGAAUCGCGACGGAAACUUGGAGGCAUUUGGCCGCACAACAUGUCGCCCAUGUUCGCUCUUCUGGCUGCCACGUUGGGUCUUUUCAACGUUUCCCGUUUCGCUUUGCUGAGCAUCGAGUACGGCGGCAACUUUAUCGUCCAGUUCAUGUUGUUGUCGUUUCUCUUUGGCAUCCCGUUGCUCUGCUUUCACGCUUGCCUCGGCCAAUUCCUCGGCUCAAACGUCAUCGACAUGUGGCGAAUUUCGCCCAUUUUUAAGGGUGUGGGUAUUGCUCUCCUUAUCGGCCAGGCCAUCAGCGGCAUCUACAGCAUCGUCGGCGUGGCCUGGAUGUUCUUCUACUUCCGCGAUUCGUUCAUCGCUCAAGAGGAUCGCUACAAAUGGUCCAAAUGCUACGAGCAGAUACGCAGCUGCUCGCAACCGACUAAUUAUUCAUUCAGCCUGGAGGAGACUAUUCCCGAUUACUUCCAUGCCCGGGUGUUGCAGCGCAGCGCUCCUUGGUCACCGCCUCUCAGUUUCGUGUCUCUUAAAUUCGAGCUGGCCUUCAACUUGGCCGUUAUCUGGAUGAUCGUUUUCGUAGCCCUCGGCAAAGGGCUGCGGUCGUACGGCAAAGUAGUUUACGCCUUCGGGACGUUGCCCAUUUUGGGCUAUUUCAUCAUCUGCGUUAAAGUGCUGGGUUACAGCUCUUCCGUACCGACCAGCGGCGUAGGAGGCGUGCUGGACCGGACUCCGUGGAACGAGUUUUUCACCGACACUAAAGUAUGGGUGAUUGCAGCCCGCGAGGUGUUCAUGACUUGGGGCAUGUGCGGCGCAAUCGUCAUGCAAAUCACGUCGCACAAUCGGUACGGGCACAGCUUGCGGCGUGACAUCACGGUCGUCAUCGGUCUCACGCUGUUCGUCCUCAUGUUGUCCGGCUUCCUGGCCUCCGCUUGCCUUCAGAUUAUCAACUCCAGAGGGCCUUACGAAUAUCUCAUGAGUUCUUUCGAAACGGAUCAAAGCUACAAGUUUUUGAGGAACUUGCGAUUCAUGCGACAGCAUCAACAGUCGAAUUUGCUCAACAAGCAAGAAGAAUUCCACAACAACUUGGUGAUGGGCGUGGCCGUUCGAGAAGGCGAUGACGGACCGGGAGAUCAUUCGGGUUAUCAUCCGAUUCGUUUAGCUACCGAACUGUUUCCAGCUGUUGUGGCCAUCAUCGGACCGGGCGAAUUCUCACCGUUUUGGGCCGUCUUGUUCUACUUUUCGCUGGUGGCGUUCGGCAUCGCUCAACAGCUGGCCAUUUGGCAUUGCGUCAUCAACGGCAUCGUGGCCUUCCGUUCGUGUUGCCUCAAGUCUUGGGAGACGACCAUCACCUUCUGUACGUGUUUGCUGGGAUUCUUCCUGUGUUUGCCAUUGGCAACUGAGUUGGGUAUUUCCAUCGUCUAUCAUCUGGAUUACGUCAUGGGUUCGCUCUGGUGGCUUAUGAUCAUCUACGUUGUCCAAAUCGCGGCCGUCUUGAUUGUUCGCGGCCGGCCCUACAAUGGCGAAAGUAUUGUGGCCGUCCUCGUCAAAGGGCCUGGCUGCAUGGCCAAUUGGUGCGUUCCGAUGCUCACUUUCUCGUGGAGCGUUGUCCUUCCCAUCGGACUUUUGGUGCUCAGUGUGUCGUCUUUCAAAAUGGGCCAUUUCUGCGACAUGUUCAACUGGCGAAUGACUGAAGGCUAUGCUUACUGGCCGUUGUGGGCCCGUCAGACGGGCUCGAUGCUUCAAUUGAUACCCAUCCUGCUCAUUCCAGCUGUUGGCCUUAUUCAAUGUAUCCGUUAUCUAUCCUCCGGGCCGUCUGAUUUAUUCGACAGGAUCAAAUUACUUUACCGGCCGGAUUUCAGGACGUACCUCAUACCAAGCCAAUCGGCUUCUCGGACAGCGUCGAGGACGUCACGUAGUCAGCAACGAAGCGAAAGGCGGAGAUCAGGUCGAUCGUCACGUUCCCGUUCACGAUCGCCGUCACCUACUCCGGCGACGUUCCCCGAUCCGCCGCCCAAAUACACUCCGCCACCGACGUACAACACGGCGACAGGAGCGCGGAUUGCUAAAAUGCUGCGCGAAAGCAUCCGGCGAAGCAUCCGUCAAAUCCGCGAUAUGACGACGCCCAUCCAUACGCCCGGCAAUACGGUGACCAGCAUGGCUGCCAUGGCUGAACUGGAAUUAGGUCGAGGCAAUCGAGAAGAUCAUCAUCAGACGUCCAUUACUUCGACAUCGAGGCAUUUGCCACCGGCCUACACUUCGGUUAUUUUGGAAAUGCGCAGUCACGGACCUGACGAUCUCCGCAUGCCGGACAUACUGAGCGAUCGCCUUUCUCAGCUGGUCGGCUGUGACAGCAGCGAAGCCUCGACGUCGGGCAGUUCUUCAGUGCUUGUUCCAGUACUACCGAUUGUACUGCAACAAGUUCCAGCAGUUGCGAUACGACGAGCAGCGCUCCAAUGAGUGCGGUUGAAUUGACGCGGCUUUUGGGAGAGUCUUUCCGUCGUAGCGCUCGCAAUACGUUGCGCAAUAGUUUGAGAUUCAUCCGCAACGGCAAAACUGCCGCCAAGCCAACGGCUAAUGAACGCUCCGUUACCGAUGAUGACGACACUACCGAUACGGACCAGGGCGGCCGCCAUCUUGUCCACGGAGCUGUUCGCAUUCACCGUGAUCCCUCACUUUCCAAUGUUGUGGUCACCUUACCCAAUGCUCCUGGUAAUCAUUCAGAGAGUAUCGCCUGAUUUUUUUUUUUUUUAUUAUUAUUAUUAUUUAGUCCGGUCCGGAUUUUUCUUCGUAAUAGAUUGAUCCAUUUCCGUCCGUCCCGAUCUGAUGUAAUUAAAGUUUUCAUAUCUUUUCGCUUGUUGUACGAAAAAAGAAAAAGAAAAAAAAAGAAUGUUGAAGAUGUCGAAUUCGAGUAACGAACUGGCGGCCAUCUCUGUUUUAACACCUGAGCGGCGGAUAAUGUUUUUGUUGUUUUGUUUUUUUCAGUUAAGUGUCACCCAGUCACGGACGUUACUGGAGAGCUCUCUUUUUUUAUUUCCCUCUCUAUUUCUCUGUUUUUAAAAACGAUUUGGGUAAUUUGUGAUUGCAAAUAGCAAUGAACAAGACGUUAAUUGUUUUGUUUUGUUUUUUUUAUGGGGGGGGGGGGUAACUAGACGACGAAAUCAACCAUCGUGCUUUUGGAAUUUCAAGUUGUUCGGAGGGCCGACAGCUGGUUUGCUAUUGCAUUAAACUUACAAAUCGUGUUUUUAUUUUAUCAUUAUAUAAUAGGAAAAAGAAAAAAAAACAACAUUUCGUUCUUCUUUCGUCUAUUGCCCAAUACGAUUAACAACUUUUUUGCUUGACUUUAUUUCAUUGUAUUUUGUGUGUCGAUGUACAGACCUAGUCAGAUGAAACCGCGCCUGCAUUUUUCUGUCGCCUGUUUGUUGCCUGAUGAUUUUGACGGUACGUUUUCAUUUGAGACUGUUAACGUCCAACAUGUGUAAUAAUCGCAUUCUUGUAAUCUCGUAUUUUCUUUGUUGAUGUUGACGUUUUGGUUCUGCCUUCUCUACCCCUCUUGACCUUAAUUUACUGUUCUCAUUGAAUGAUUUGCUAAUGUACCUAUUAAACGCCUUUAAUCGGU